Molecule: messenger RNA, 609 nt
Organism: Diversispora eburnea
Lineage: Eukaryota; Fungi; Glomeromycota; Glomeromycetes; Diversisporales; Diversisporaceae
Source: the annotation of a GenBank genome assembly
AUGUCAUUUCAUAUUAACUACCAAAAUACUGUAAAUAUAAUAAAAAUCCCAUUUCCACCAUCUAUCAGGGAGGAUGAGAUCGUACAAUUACAUUUAAAAAAUGGAAUUAAGAGCGUUAAUCAAACUAUGAACGCAUUUAUGAUUUAUCGAAAAGAAUUUAAUCGUAUAGUUACAAAUUAUAAUCUUCAAAUUAAAAAUAUAUCUAAAUAUGCUAGCAUUUCAUGGAAACGAGAACCACAAUAUGUAAAAAAAUAUUACAAACAGUUAGCUAAAAAGGUUAAAGAACUUUUUAAAGAAAAGGUUUCUUCUCUUUGUUUCAUCCACAGUAAGCAAGUACCUAGUACAAAUGACAACAAUGUCUCUUUAGACACCUUUAAUUCUCAAUUUCCCAAUACGAAUCAAAACUUCCCUUCACCUCCUGACGAUCAAAACUUCCCAUAUGCUACCUACUCUAAUUAUCCACUUCUUAAUAUGAACAUUCUUGUAUCUGAUAAUUUUGAAAAUUCUAUUCAAGCAUAUAUGAAUAUGGAUGACGAAAAACUCAUGAAUUAUCUUUCCGAAGAUUUGGCUUUAACUUAUAGAGCAAUCAUUCAAUCAUUACCAUUUUAA